This is a messenger RNA of Piliocolobus tephrosceles (Ugandan red Colobus), 1420 nucleotides long. It is a transcript of the gene RAB33A, whose product is annotated as RAB33A, member RAS oncogene family. Gene Ontology annotation, molecular function: GTP binding; GTPase activity. The transcript has a single exon. NCBI's taxonomy places the organism in Eukaryota, Metazoa, Chordata, Mammalia, Primates, Cercopithecidae. The record is from RefSeq and is a predicted model, not a curated record. Bases 836 to 1156 code for a protein of 106 amino acids.
UGUCUUGGCAGCGCCCUCUCAGGCUGCCUGGGGCCCGUGAGUGCACCUGCUCACUCAAUAAGACAGAGCAUCCCUUUAUCCCAAGGCGCGGGUCGGGUAGAGGGUGGGGGUAGAGGGUAGCGGGGACAGGGAAGGCGCGGCUCCGCUGCCGGCUGCUCCCGAAGUGAAAGAAGUGCCUUCGCCCCCACCCCGUCCCUGCAGAGUUGCGUUGCUCCAGGGAGGCCGAAGUGAUCCAGUGAUGCCUUAGGGUGCAGCUCUUUGUCCUCCCCAGCUGCGCUCCCUGCUCGCUGAUCCCGUGCGCUCCGAGCCAGUGGGGAUGGGGAGCCCGAAACCUAUAACAUAAAUGGGGGCAAGGAGAAAGAAGUCUAUCCCGGGGUGGCGUGUGCUGCUGUCUCCACCCCCUCCCUUUCCUCCUGAGGCUUCUUCCCUCCGGUCGGUCUCGGGGGUCCAGGCCGGGGAGAGUGUGGGCCGAGGCGCGGCGGCGGCUGGAGCAGCGCCGUAGGGUCCUUCGCCAGAGCAUCCGGUCCGAGGGUGCACACAGGCAGAAGGCUCGCUGCUCCUCCACUCUCCUCCCUCUCUCCUCCUCUCCCUGGCUUUUGUGUUGGUGCCUCCGAGCUGCAAGGAGGGUGCGCUGGAGGAGGAGGGGGCCCGGAGUGAGAGGCAUCCUCUUCACGCGCGCGCGCACACGGUGCCGGCGCACGCACACACGGGCGGACACACACACGCGCGCACACACACACGCACAGAGCUCGCUCGCCUCGAGCGCACGAACGUGGACGUUCUCUUUGUGUGGAGCCCUCGAGGGGGGUUGGGGCCCCGGUUCGGUCCGGGGGAGAUGGCGCAGCCCAUCCUGGGCCAUGGGAGCCUGGAGCCCGCCUCGGCCGCUGGCCUGGCGUCCCUGGAGCUUGACUCGUCGCUGGACCAGUACGUGCAGAUUCGCAUCUUCAAAAUCAUCGUGAUUGGGGACUCCAACGUGGGCAAGACCUGCCUGACCUUCCGCUUCUGCGGGGGUACCUUCCCAGACAAGACUGAAGCCACCAUCGGCGUGGACUUCAGGGAGAAGACCGUGGAAAUCGAGGGCGAGAAGAUCAAGGUGAUCCAGGGGGUCAGGUCCAGGAAGGGAGGGACCUGGGAGGGGACCUCGCCCGAGGCAUAGCUGUAGCGGUUGUCAUCGUCCAGCGUCCAGCGCGUGGCGGUUUCGCCUCUUGCUGAGCCGAGGACCCUCGGCCCCUCCUCACCCCUUUUCACCUCUCUCAGUGGGGUCCCGUCUCCAUAUCACUCAGUUUUUUAGGGCGGUCGAGAAUGGUUGCAUUCUUACCCAUUGCUCCUGCCUGACAGGUCCUGCCAGGAAAAGCAUGUUGGAGCCCAUCCUUGACCCCUAGCCCGAGCAGCAGCACCUGUGGGCAGAGGGAGGCAGGAG